AUGGAGCUAAUCACCUACAUUGCCAUGUACCUCUCGGUCACCUUUCUCCUCCCAUCCUAUGCCACAGCAAUGGCGCCAACCGGCAUCGUAGAGCGGGAAACCAAGCAGCAGAUUCUGGCGAGCAUCCCGCCGCACUGGGAGGAGAACCCCGUGCUGUUCCUAAUGUCGCCGUCCGGCAAGUACGCGGCGUACUUCUUGCGCAGCCAGACUGCGCCGGGCGCCGGCGGCCUCGGAGCCGACUUCUGCUACGUGGAGAUCCUCGACACCACGGCGCCGGGCGCGGAGGGGCAGAGUGUGUGGGAGUCGGAGUGCCUGGCGGUCAGCACCGUGAACACCUGCACGCUCGUGUUCUCGUGGAAAGGGCUGGAGGUGUUCGACGGCAGCAACUCUGUGUGGCACACCCACGACACGGAGUCAGUUGACAACAACUUCCUCAGAACCCUCCAGCUGGUGGACGAGGGUGACAUGCGCAUCCUCGACAAGGGUGGUGAGCUGGCCUGGAAGGCCAGCGACGAGCCGCGCGCGGCUCAACACUGUGGAUUGCCCGGCUCACCUGGCCUGGCGCCGGCAAUGCCACCGUUCGCUGAUCCGAUCGGGCAGGGGAGCGGCAACUUGCCCUUCGGACAGGAAGGAGGCAAUGGCAACAUCUAUGGUGCCUAUAAUGGAGCCGCACAGCCCGAGCUGCCACUCACGCCACUGCCCCAAGCGGCAGGGCUCGGUGGAGAGCAAGGCGUGGAGAGCGUGGGAGAGCCGCUGGUGGACAACAGCCCCUACGACAGCGGUGCACCAGCUCAUCGAUGCAGCUUUCUUGGGAUUGGAGUGGCUUUGAGUCUGAACGUGGCAAUUGCCAUUGCCAUGGGCCUCGGUCUCUGA
This is a messenger RNA of Lolium rigidum, 873 nucleotides long. RefSeq lists its product as uncharacterized. The transcript has a single exon. Lineage: Eukaryota; Viridiplantae; Streptophyta; Magnoliopsida; Poales; Poaceae. Bases 1 to 873 code for a protein of 290 amino acids. The record is from RefSeq and is a predicted model, not a curated record.